AUGAUGGAGACUCCAACAAGUCACUACUCCCGGUUUGCCUUUUAUUUGGCGUUGAUGCUAUUUUCCGGAAGAGAAGCUUUGGCUCAAAUAAGAUAUUCUGUUGCAGAGGAGGUGGACGAUGGCACUGUUGUUGGAAAUGUUGCGAAGGAUCUCGGGCUUGAUGUAACCUCUUUGGGUGACCGACGGUUCCGUGUUGUCUCUGGAAGUGAGGACAGUAUUUUUGAGGUAAACCAGAAUAGUGGGGCAUUGUAUGUCAGUAAUCAUAUCGAUAGAGAGGAACUCUGUCAGGGCAGCGGUGCUUGCCGCAUGGAGGUAAAAAUUCUUGUAGAGAACCCUUUGGAAAUACACUACAUAAUCGUAGAAAUUACUGACAUAAAUGAUAAUUCUCCUAGUUUUCCUGCAAGAGAGCAGACAUUUGAAAUAGCUGAACAAACACUGCCAGGGAAGAGAUUUCAGCUGCACACUGCUCGCGAUCCCGAUGCUGGAUUAAACUCUAUUCGUACAUAUACUAUAACCUCAAAUGAACAUUUUGAAGUAAAUAUCCGUCAAAGUGAUGCAGGAAAGGUACCGUUUUUAGUGCUUAAGAAAUCACUAGAUAGAGAACAAAAUAAUGAACACAAGCUAGUGAUGACAGCUGUCGAUGGAGGAAAACCUCCAAGAUCAGGCACAUUAAAUGUUACCAUAACUGUUCUGGACAGUAAUGACAAUCGUCCAAUAUUUAGUCAGGAGAUUUAUCACUUGUCUAUAAAAGAAAACAUACCCGUCGGUGCAUCAGUAUUUAGAAUGAAUGCGACAGAUUAUGAUGAAGGUACUAAUGGAGAAGUUGAAUAUACUCUCGGAAAAACUUUAUGGCAGAAAGUUUAUGAUAUUUUUGAACUGGACAAAAUAAGUGGAGAAAUUACGGUCAAAGGAGUAGUGGACUAUGAAGAAAACAACGUGUAUGAACUGGAUGUUGAGGUAUCGGAUAAAGGAACGCCUCCAUUGAUGGGCGAGUGUAGACUAAUUAUAAAAGUACUAGAUGUCAACGAUAACCCGCCUGAAAUCGAAGUUACAUCACUUUCAAACACAGUGCCUGAAGAUUCCAAGCUUGGCACCGUUAUUUCACUUCUUAGUGUGAAAGACAAAGACUUCGGUGUGAAUGGAAAAAUAAUAUCAAGCAUUAUUAAUGAAGUCCCUUUUGAAUUAAAACCUUCUUAUAAGGAAAACACAUACUCAGUGGUAACUAAGGAUGUUUUGGAUCGAGAGGUGGUGUCCCAUUAUGAAAUAACAAUAAAAGCCACCGACUGCGGUGAACCUCCACUAUCUACUUUUAAAACUCUGCGCAUUGAGAUAUCAGACGUAAAUGACAACAGUCCACAUUUCAAACAAAAUCCUUUAGAGUUUUAUCUCGUAGAAAACAACGCUGCUGGAAAGUCUAUAUUUUCUGUAAGCGCUUCAGACAAUGACUUAAAUGACAAUGCAGCUAUUUCAUAUCACAUUAUGAGAGAGGGGAGCCAAAAUGACGUUAUGCCAUCCCUGAAUAUAAACAGUGAUAAUGGACAAAUCACUGCGCUGAAAAGUUUUGAU
Pundamilia nyererei is the source of this 1566-nucleotide messenger RNA. Its product is annotated as protocadherin gamma-C5-like. Gene Ontology annotation, cellular component: plasma membrane. Gene Ontology annotation, biological process: homophilic cell-cell adhesion. The record is from RefSeq and is a predicted model, not a curated record. NCBI's taxonomy places the organism in Eukaryota, Metazoa, Chordata, Actinopteri, Cichliformes, Cichlidae. The annotation marks the transcript as partial. Gene Ontology annotation, molecular function: calcium ion binding. The transcript has a single exon.